Molecule: messenger RNA, 4174 nt
Organism: Calidris pugnax (ruff)
Lineage: Eukaryota; Metazoa; Chordata; Aves; Charadriiformes; Scolopacidae
Gene: ZC2HC1C
Product: zinc finger, C2HC-type containing 1C
Exons: 3
Coding region: 162-1643 (493 amino acids)
Source: RefSeq, a predicted model, not a curated record
AGCGGCGGACAGGGCUCCGCGCUGCCCCGCGGCGAAGGCGGAGGGCAGGGGGAGGUGUCGGGGGGCUCUCGGGCGAUCCGAGACCGAUGAGCCAAACGGGAGGCGACGCAGCUUGCCGAGGAGACCGGGCAGAGCGCCGGCCACAGCCCCGCAGGCACUGAAUGGCUUUGUUUCCACCAGUGGAUUCUGUGGUGGCAGCUACUAAGCUUGUUCCCAGUUCCCAGCUGCAACACCAGAAGAGCAACUUCCAGCAUGAACUCAUAUCUGACAAAGAGGAAAGUUUAAAGGAUCUCUAUGCCCGAAAGAGCCGAAGCUAUUCCUAUUCUCUUUCUGCAGAAAGGAGUCAACACAGCUCCAGGCACGAAGGCAUCUGUUCAGCUGGACUGCAAGGCAAGUAUCUCACCAGCCAGACCAAGACUCUGCCAGCUAAAUCAGUAGCCAGACGGAAAGAAGGAGUGGACCGUGCACAUCCCCUGAAACCAAUUUUUCACCACAAGGGUGUGAGCGUUCCAGUGGUCAACAGAGAACAGGACAGAAGUUCCCCAUAUAUGGAGGAAGCUCCAAAUACUAGGCCUAGCUCGAGGAGCAAGGGGAAGCCUCCAGCAGAGAGGGCUCAGCCAGGCGCAACGCUCUCUCCUUGGACAGCAGAGCCUACACAGUCAGCCUCCCAGCUAUACAGGAGAGAGCUGGCCUACAUCCUAAAGUUGGAGGCAGAUGGACGGAACCUGGAAGAGGAAAUUCGAAAGAAAGAGGCUCUCCUCAGAGAGAAGCUGAGGAGAACAAAGGAGGAGCUUAGGAGGAUUCAAAGAGAGAAGGAGCUUGUCGAGGCAGAGGAGAGAAGAGACAGAGAAGCAGAGAGAAAGGCACAAAGGCACCUUGAAGAGAAAGCUUUCAAAACAGCAGUCAAGCCAGGUGACAGGGUCUUUGGUGGGGCGCAGUCAGCAGAAGCCACUAUCCCCAAGCCUGGUACCACCCUCCACCCUCAAGACCUGGCUAUGGGGAAACUCAAGAAGGAGCGGCUGGUGGCCAGCAACAGCAAAAUUCGAGACCGCAUACCCAUGGAGCAUUUAACCUCGUGUUCAGAGCUGGCCCAAAAACCUAGCCCUUCUCCCUCUGCCCUCCCACACCGACAUUCUGACGACCAUUCGCCCACAGAGGUGCCACACGUGCAGGCUGCCAGUGCUGUGGAGCAGGGGGGGCUCGGGCAGUGCAGCUUCUGCGGACGUAAGUUUCUCUCCACCAGGCUUGAGAAGCACAUGAGUGUCUGUGGCAAGAGCCAAGGCUCCAAGAGGAAAGUGUUUGACUCCAGCAGGGCCAGAGCUAGGGGCACAGAACUGGAACAGUUUCAGCAGUGGAACGGCUUGGAGAGGCCUCAGAGUAAGACGCCCAGAAGGAUCAACUGGAGGCAGAAGCACGAGGUUUUAAUCCAGACCCUGCGCCAGGCCCGCCAGUUGCAGCAGGUCCUCUCCAAGGGAGGGAAGGUGUCUGACCUGCCCCCGUUGCCUCCCAUCGAAAACCCGGACUACAUUGCCUGCCCCUACUGCGGACGCCGGUUUGCUCCCCAGGCUGCUGAGAGACAUAUUCCCAAAUGCAAAACCAUCAAGAGCAGGCCCCCGCCCCCACCGCAGAGGAGGCGCUGCUGAGGCCGUGUCCCGCUGUACCCGCUGCCCUGACUCCCUGCCUGGUUUUUUGUCAGGUGUCCAGCCACAGACACUUGUGUCAAACUGUCUGUGAGUGUUGAGCUUGUGUGUGUACAGCAAAUGACAGCUCAGGACGUACAAACAGAAUACUAGAAGUUGUGUAGUUUCACCUGUGCCCUGGGACGCCCCACGUGGGGUGCCCCUCUGGGGGCUGCUCCUCCCAUCCGAUGAGCUAAACGGGGAGUCUCAGUGUAGGUGUGAAGCUGUCGCCAUUCAGUCAGCUGAGCAGGGAAGAAAGGCUGUUGCUACAGACUGUCACGGGACAGCAGCAAGGAGCAAACCAGCCAUCAGAAAGGGAACUGUUCUUCAGAAUCAUAUUUUGCCUGUAAGUUAGGGAGGCUUGGGCUUUUUGAGAUGGCUUUUUGACAUCUAAUGAUAUCUGAUGUGAAGAGAGCUGCUCUCCUUUAGCUCAUCAGUGGCUGCAGACUCAGGUUGUUUUUCCUUCUCCAAAGGCAAAGAGCAGUGCUGGUCAUGAGAAGAGCUGGGCCAAACAGAGCAUCUGCCUCUGGUUUGCUUUCCUGGCCUGUGGGUGCAGAUGUUCCCCCUGAAUAUGCUAACGGUGACAGUAGUUCUGGCUGGCCUAGUGUUCUUAGUGAAGCUACCUAACAACAGACUGGGAUGGCUGGGAGAACUGGGAGGAGUAUUAUUAAAUGCUUCCUCAACACAAGAAGCUCUGGAUGAGACACCCAGGGGGUUAGAAAAGCUAUCAGGAGCAGGCAUUUCCCACUUGAGUCCAUAUGUCAAUUCUGGUGCACAGAACAGCAGAGAUACACAGGCCCUUGAAGCAGCAGAACAACCAUCCCAACGUGUUACUUACCACGUACAAUAGCUGGGACUCAGAGCCGGGAAAGGGUGGAAGAAGAAAUACUUAAUUAAAGAAUAAUGCCACACAAGAUCAAAAAUAGGUCAUGAAUAAGCUCAGACUGGAAAUUGGGUUUCUAUCCAGGACAGGAGUGAGGUCACUGAAAAACCUUCCAAGUAGGCACAGGCAAGGGAUCUACAUUGUUUCAGGGUGGACUUGGAGAAGAUCGUGGAAGGCAGCAGACGGCAGGAGUCAGACAUUAAGACCUAUGAAACAGAGCAUUUGUUCCUACCUCCAGGCGUCUCGUAUAAAGUGUGAAGAACAGAUCAGUGACAGUUCUGUGCCACAGCGUAUCACUGUCAGCAGCUGAGAAGGAAUUUCCUUCCCACGGCAACCUUCCCUCAAUUCCUAACUUGGCUUCUGAUUACUUUUAUUUUUUAAUUUCCAUCCGCAAUGUUUAAAAACUGCUACAGCUAAAAAAAGCCAAGCACCCCCUGCUCCCAGACGGCACAUUAAGGAACUUCACAUCAGAAAACCUGUUAGCUGCUUCACUCCUAUGUUUAGGGUUAAAUCAACAAUUAGAUUUAACAUUAAAAAAAAUGGAGUUCUUUUGCAGGCCAAGUCACUAGGGUCCUCCAAAACACACUGUUAAAGGGUCUUUUGGAGGAAAUAGGUGUCCUACAGCCCCUUUUAGAGAACUGCCUGCUUCUAAUUGGUGACAGUUCCUGCACAUUUCUAAGUCAGUUAUUUUUCCAGAUUCUGAUUUUUAAUAAUUAGACUAGUUCUUUGUGUAAAAGUUGUUUUAAAUAGUCACAGAGUGGUUUGUGUUCUCAAAGUAAGAAUGACUACUUCUAUAUGAGAAAGUUGCAACAGGAAGCAAACAAGGAACAAAAAAAAUUCCAGCAGUUCCUUUUGCAAGUCCUUCAGUAAGGCAGCAGCAGCUCAUGGGAACCUAGGGAGAUACAGAAAGCGACCAGAUGAAACUGCACUAGUCAGAAACCAAAUACGAAGAAACACUCCAGCCUUCAAAGGGUGGACCAGACUCCUGAAAGAAGCUUCUGCCCUACAGAUAUGUGGGGCAGAAAUCCCAGUCCCUUGGCACAUCCUAGAAAAGCGUGAAGGUCCCAGAAAAGGUCAGCGCUGCACGGUGCCAGCCAGGUACAAGAGAGCACAAACCUAGAGAGGAGAGAAAAAACAGACUCGAAACAAGGGAAAAUAAUUUGCUCUGUCUAAAUUGAUCAUCAGACAAGCAAGACCAAUGCUCUUACCUCAGAGCUUUGAGAUACAGGAUACCAAGAGGUGACAAGAGGUAGAAAGUGGUAAACUGGAAGCUUUAUGCCAGACUCUUUCAAUUAAUGAAAGGUGUAACUGACAAAGAGUAGUUCAGAAAUUCAGUACCACUGUCUGUCUUGUAAUAUUAACUCCAAUUCCCUUGCAACACAUUCAUUGACUGUGUUUAGCAGACCCUAAAAGUCAGCAGAGUGUAAAUGGUGACAGAGAUACACACAGAAAAGCUUUUGUUACUGUAAAAUAAAUCCAUAUGUUGGAGACUUCUCUGAAGUGACAGGCAAAAGGCUGAUGCUGAUAUUGAAACUGUAGAUUAAACAAAAAUUACUGAAGUUACAUCACUAGGCUUCACUCGUUAUCUUUGUUUCAGAGCUAACUGUGGGCA